Messenger RNA from Drosophila eugracilis, 6341 nucleotides. It is a transcript of the gene IntS6, whose product is annotated as integrator complex subunit 6. The coding region runs from base 1174 to 5016 and encodes 1280 amino acids. Gene Ontology annotation, cellular component: integrator complex. The record is from RefSeq and is a predicted model, not a curated record. NCBI's taxonomy places the organism in Eukaryota, Metazoa, Arthropoda, Insecta, Diptera, Drosophilidae. The transcript is spliced from 3 exons. Gene Ontology annotation, biological process: snRNA 3'-end processing.
AAAACCUAAAUAUUAAGCAUGCGAUCCUUAAAAAUUGCACUUUUACCGCACGAUGUAUUUCGAAAUUCGAAAGCUUUGGCGCGCCGUCGAUACGCCAGGUUGUUUCAACUCUGUCGAUAACGAUUACUCAAGCGAUAACGUGGCUGCACUAAUCAGCAUUAUCACAUGCAAAUUAAGGUCAUCCAAAUGAAAAAUGACCACCAAUCAAAGGCUUUGCACCCCUUUGGCGUCCCCCUUUUCCUAAAUAUCAAAUUUGUGCGUUUGGUUUAUCGCCUUUUUUGGUGUUCCGGUCUUUGACAACCCUGGCGCGGCUGCAUAAGUGUAUUUGUGUCAUUUUGUUGGCCAAACGUCGUUGCUUUGAGAUUAAUAAGCCGCAAAAACUCGAUUAAUUCAAGCGCUCGACCUAAUACCUUCGUUUUGUGAGAUGUGAUUUCGAGCUUUGGGUACUGCCAUGAAACACAAUAGGCCGACUCGCCCCCCGGAGUCGCCCCCAACCCCACCCACACGGUGACAGGGUUGCCACAUCUACGAUAAAUCACACACCAGUCGUUUAAUUCGCAAUAUGUGAUUUUUUCGGGUGACAAUUUUAAUGAAGUUUAUUAAAAAUAUUAAAAAUGUAGUCGUUUUUCUUACCUAUUUGGAAAUUUGGACAUCUGGUAACCCUAUGUCGUGCAGCUAUUUUGUGUGUGUGUGCAUAUCCGUGUGUGGGAGUGUGCGUUUGUUUGCGCUCUUAUUCAAAUAGAAAUUAAAUGUUUUGCACUCCAAUUCACGUCAAUUUACUGCUCCUCUGUUGAUCUUUGUUGUUGUUUAUCAAGCCCAAAUGUCAGCUGUUUCACGCAACAUGUACCAUAAAAGCGGAACAGCGAAACGAAGAAAAAGAGCAAAUCGAUCAAGACCAGGACAACAAGAAAUGCAAGAGAAUCAGCAGAAACAACAACAAUCAAUGGAAGAGAGCUGCUAACAACGUAAACAAAAAUUAAGCACACACAAAGAGAGAUAGCAACAACAACAAUAUUAAUAUUAAGAAGAAAGAGAGAAAAAGAAAGAGAAGGAGAAAGUGCAACAUAGCUCAGUAAAAAUAGAGAAGGACAGGAAAAAAAGAUAAGCGGUAUCAGAUAAAAUUGAAAGCUGCUCGGGAAAGAAGGUGUAUAGAACGGAGGAUCAAUCAUCGCCAUGACAAUCAUACUCUUCCUAGUGGACACCUCGUCGUCCAUGUGCCAGAAGGCGUAUGUGAAUGGGGUGCAGAAGACGUAUUUGGACAUUGCCAAGGGCGCCGUGGAGACGUUCUUAAAGUAUCGCCAGCGGACGCAGGACUGCCUGGGUGAUCGCUACAUGCUACUCACGUUUGAGGAGCCGCCAGCGAAUGUGAAGGCUGGGUGGAAGGAGAAUCAUGCAACCUUCAUGAAUGAACUGAAGAACCUGCAAAGCCACGGCCUCACCUCCAUGGGUGAAUCACUACGAAAUGCCUUUGAUCUGUUGAAUCUGAACAGGAUGCAGUCGGGUAUCGAUACGUACGGACAGGGUCGUUGUCCUUUUUACCUGGAACCAUCAGUCAUCAUUGUAAUUACGGACGGCGGUAGGUAUUCGUAUCGGAACGGUGUCCACCAGGAGAUCAUACUGCCGCUUAGCAACCAAAUACCGGGCACAAAAUUCACCAAGGAGCCCUUUCGCUGGGAUCAGCGUUUAUUUUCACUGGUCCUUCGAAUGCCGGGAAAUAAGAUUGACGAGCGAGUGGAUGGCAAGGUGCCACACGACGAUUCACCCAUCGAGCGUAUGUGUGAAGUGACAGGUGGGCGUUCGUAUCGGGUAAGAAGUCACUACGUUCUCAACCAGUGCAUCGAAAGUCUUGUCCAAAAGGUUCAACCGGGUGUCGUGCUGCAGUUUGAGCCAUUGCUUCCAAAGGAGGCAGGUGCUAAUACCGCUUCCGGAGGCGGAUCGACGGGUACGGGAUCGAUUUCGGGAUCGGGAAUAUCGUCUGGUGCGGAUCCUCCACCCGAUAUUGUCUUCCAACCAGUAAAGAAGAUGAUCUACGUACAGAAGCACAUUACGCAGAAGACCUUCCCCAUCGGCUAUUGGCCAUUGCCGGAGCCCUAUUGGCCGGACUCCAAGGCGAUCACGUUGCCGCCUCGUGACGCACAUCCCAAGCUAAAGAUCCUGACGCCAGCGGUGGAUGAGCCGCAGUUGGUGCGCAGCUUCCCCGUGGACAAGUAUGAGAUUGAAGGCUGUCCGUUGACUCUGCAGAUUCUGAACAAGCGAGAGAUGAAUAAGUGCUGGCAGGUAAUUGUCACAUAUGGAAUGCAUGGAUUCGAGUUGCCCUUUGGUUAUCUGAAAGCGGCACCCAACUUCUCGCAAGUCCACCUUUACGUUUUGGCCUACAAUUAUCCAGCGUUGUUGCCCAUCCUGCAUGACCUCAUCCACAAGUACAAUAUGAGUCCGCCAACCGAUCUGAUGUACAAAUUCAAUGCAUAUGUCCGCUCGAUACCGCCGUAUUACUGCCCGUUUUUGCGCAAGGCGCUGGUCAACAUCAAUGUGCCCUAUCAGCUGUUGCAGUUCCUACUGCCGGAGAAUGUAGAUAACUAUCUGUCACCGACGAUCGCCAAUCAGCUGAAGCAUAUUAAGAAUACGGCAAAGCAGGAUCAGGAGAAUCUCUGCCUGAAGGUUUAUAAGCAGCUGAAACAACCUAAGCCACCGUAUCGCCAAGUUGAGACGGCCAAACUUUGCACGGGUGCUGCAUUGCGAAGAGAUUUAGUGCGGCAUCCACUACUGCGGGAUACAUUUGCUAAGUUGCAUGCGGAAAUCGAGACGGUGGAGAACUAUACGAUAGUAGUGCCACAGCUGACACAUCAAUCGUCCGCAAAGACGUAUCGUAAUCCCUUUGAUAUACCACGGCGGGAUUUGGUGGAGGAGAUAGCUAGGAUGCGCGAGACGUUCAUGCGACCUGCCUCGCUCGUAGCAAAGGACUCGGGCCACUGCCUGCCUAUCGCCGAGAUGGGCAACUACCAGGAGUACCUCAAGAACAAGGAUAAUCCGCUGCGUGAAAUUGAACCGACGAAUGUGCGGCAGCACAUGUUUGGCAAUCCGUACAAGAAGGACAAGCACAUGGUGAUGGUUGACGAGGCGGAUCUAAGCGAUGUGGCGCCAAUGAAGUCGCCAAAUGGCAAUGGACCUGGUGGAGCACCGCCGGGAUCACCCUCUGGAUCGGGUUCGCCAACGGGAUCGGGGCCAUCGUCGCCAGGAUCACCGGUAGGUGGUGGUUCGGGACCUGGCAUGUCUGGAAUGGGCGGCGGAAUGUCCGGAUUAAUGCUUGGAGCCAGUGGCAGUGGUGGAUCAUCCAAGAAACUUGAUGGUACGUCUCGAGGGCGAAAAAGAAAAGCUGGUCCGCUGCCACGUGCCUUCGAAUUUCGUCGUAUGUCCACGGAUUCGCGAUCGUCCUGCUCCAGCUCCGUUUCUUCUACAUCGGGUAGUGCGCCAGGUUCCCCAAUACCAGGGGCCACGUCAUCUAUAGCUGGCUGCGAUUCCUCCGUCGGAAUCGAUGGCAAUCCCAGUUCCAGUUGUUUUGACGAGGACAGCAAUAGCAACAGUAGCUUCGUCAGCUCCACAUCGGAGGCUUCGACGAGUGAUUCCGGUAUGUCCAUGUCUCAUACGGAUCGCUUGGGCAUUAGUUUCGAUUUCAACGAGGAGGAGACCAGUGACCAGGACACACCGCUUAAUGGCUAUGUACACAACUUUAUCAAUGGCAUCAGCGAUGAUGCGACGUCGGUGGAAACAGAAGCUGUACCAGGUGGGGUUUCCCAGACAGGUACAUCUUCGGCUAAUGAACCGUCAGCUGGAGCAUCACCAGCUGUUAUACCAACACCAACAGCAUCUGUGAUCCAGGCCAGCAAUGGCAGCGAAAUUUGCUCGGCUGCAAUAGCCGGCACCAGUAGUUCCAUUAGUUCCAGCGCCAGUUCAUCGGGCGUUCUAUAUGUGCCCCUAAACGGGUUAACCACACAUGCAGCCUACAGCAGCAAUCUGGGUGGUUUGACCUCGCCGUUGGACAACCUUAGUUCCCUGGGAGCCGGAGGAACGGGAUUAAUGAGUUUGAACAAGCCCGGAUCGCUGCCCUUAGUCAAUGGUUAUGGACAUGGGCACAGUUCAGUCAUCUCUCCACCCUCGCCCUUGUCUUUGGUGCCUCCUACGCCACUGGGAACAAAUAUGCCCGCUGCGAGCUCUUCAGGCUUAUCGUCGAGCUCUGCCUAUUUUAGCCACAAUGACAUCAAUGAUGCCUCGGAGAUCUCGCGGAUACUGCAAACCUGCCACAAUGGAACCAGCAGUAGCUCAUCUGGUGGAGCAGGAGCAAUAAAUAGUAAUUUAAAUGGCAAUGGCAGCACGGAAAGUGGAGGUGCCUCGUCCGAUGACCAAACCACGCUGGGUGACAAUAGUUUUGAUGUCCUAAAACGAGCAGCUGGACUUGUAGGCGGCACUGCAGCGGGUAAUCCUCACUAUUACUGGGCAAGUGGUCUCAACCAUCACAAUAACAACAAUGCUAGUACCGGGGGAACAGCAGGCACAGGUUCGGUGAUAAGCAAUAAUCACAAUAAUAGAGGUCAAAAUAAUAGUAGUCCUUGCAAACUGGAGACAAAGAGCAACUCUAGCUGCGGCUCCUCACCGACGCACAACAAUAACGGGGGGAUGGGUUCACCGGGAGGACAAUCACUGCCCCUCACCCUCAGCGAUGAGCAACGCGAAGCGGCCCGACAGCACAAUAUUGAACUGCGGCUUCAGAUCUUCCGGGAUAUUCGGCGACCCGGUCGCGAUUAUAGCCAGUUGUUGGAGCACAUGAAUCUGGUCAAGGGCGACCACGAUAUGCAGUCGGAUUUUGUGGAGAUGUGCAUUGUGGAAUCGUUGCGCUUCCGUCGUCACCGCAUGGUGUCCAGCAUUCAGGAGUGGUGGGAUCGCAAACAGCAGCCAACUGUAGCGGCGAGUGGAGCCACUGGGGCAACUGCAGUUGCGGAGCAGGCCGUCGCCAAGAGUUAACGAUGGCUCAUGUGGCACCACUGAACCCGCGGGGUCAUCCAAUCCAUCUGUCUGUGAUGUCAUCGAAAUCGAAGUAUAAGUUGAAGUCGAAGGGCAGCCAAGAAUUCUCGUCAAUUUCCAUCUAAUGUAAAUAGAAUGCCAGGACAGCCUUCCCACUGGAUCUGGAUCGGGAUCAAUGCCGGGUGAUAUAGCCACUAUAUCGCAUACCAAACAACCAACAAUAGGUAUAACAUCAACAACAAGAACAACAACAAAAGCAGCAACAAUUCUAAAGCAGAGAUAACACCACAUUUUUGGCGGUGAUUUCUUAGUAUUUAAGAUCUUUAGGAGUUUUUUGUAGGGCACUGGGAUUUAAAUCCAUUCGCCAGCAGGCAGGAUAUAUGUAAUUAUUCUAUAUAUAAGCUAUAUAAACUUAAGAUAAAAGUUAGUUAACGACUAAAACAACAAAAAGUUAAGGAAAAAAACGAAAAGAUUUUGUAGCAGCCGUUUCAGUUGUACUUUUUUUUUAUACUAGUAAUAUAUAUAGAUAUAUUUUUCUCUUGUACGUUUAAGAAGAACUUAGGAAUUAUUUUAAUUAGACUUUUAUCAGUUUAAGUGUAUAUUGUAUGUGUAUAAACAAAAAAAACGGAAAGUUUAGGAAAAGCUUGAGCUAAAUGAGCCUCACACGUUUUAGCCAAUUUUUGUUGGACCUGUCUUAAGAACAAUAUCUCUUUGAUUUUAGCCAAAAGGAAUAGAGAAAGUAAAAAAUGAAAACCUUAAAAACACACACACAUAUAUAGUAUAAAUACAAUAUUUAUUACCUAAAUCGGGUCAGCGUUUCAUUAUCUAAAAUAAUCGUAUUAAUAUGUAUAUUUUGGUUUCCAUCAAUCCUGCAAUAUCUUUUUUUGCUCUUAUGUAAUUGUAUAUUUUUUAAAGAAUAUUUAUACAAAUUGUAAUGCGAGCAUAGCCUACAGAAAAAAAACACAACAAUUAUUUGAAAGGCGUACAAAACGCAACACAAGCAAAAAGAUCGUACCAUUUGUUAUAUAUUAUAUAUAAAAACAAGAAAUAAGUAAUACAUUUUUGCACUAUUUUUUUACGUGUUUGUAUGCAUGGCCUGUGAGUAAUAGAUUAAUAACAAUAUGAAUUAAGAGGAAACGUUUACUAGUAGUUAGGCGGUGGGCAGUGAUUUUAGGACUGCUUCAGGAUUAAAUAAUUAUGUACAAUUUACCGUCAGCGUAUCUAACAAAUUUCAUAAGACAUCAACAAAAGAAACAACAAAACGGCAGUUAAAACAAACCGAUACGAAAUCAAACGAAAAUAAAAUGAGGAGCAUUGCAUUCAAA